Molecule: messenger RNA, 1266 nt
Organism: Chaetomium globosum CBS 148.51
Lineage: Eukaryota; Fungi; Ascomycota; Sordariomycetes; Sordariales; Chaetomiaceae
Exons: 1
Coding region: 1-1266 (421 amino acids)
Cellular component (GO): mitochondrion
Molecular function (GO): proline dehydrogenase activity; FAD binding
Source: RefSeq, a predicted model, not a curated record
AUGGCCCGGCCGGCACCGUUGUCUGUGCUGCCAUUGACCAAUGUGCUCCGGUCCCUCAUGACGACGACCGUUUCAUCGUCCCCACUCCUACUCCCACCAUCUCUAGCCAUGAUGUCUAUCCUGGCGAACACCUCUACUGCGGUGCUCAACCCAGACAAGAAUGCAAUUCUCCGGUUUUUUCUCAAAAAGACGUUUUAUGCCCAAUUUUGCGCCGGCGAGAACCCGCUCGAAGUACGACGGACGAUCGAAUCGCUCAAGACGAUCGGCUUGAGCGGCGUCAUUUUGGGUUACGCCAAGGAAGUCGUGCUUACCGAAGCACAGAUGAAGGACCUUGCCUCAUGCAACACUGGCGCUGCCGCGGACGAUUGUGUGCGAACCGAGAUCACUCCCUGGGCCAACGGUACCAUGGAGACGGUACGGCUUGCCUCGCCGGGCGAUUUCGUCGCGCUAAAGUUUACUGGCGCCGGCCGACAAGCGCUCUACGUCCUCUCCCAGCGCUUGGAGCCUUCCGAGGCGUUGUCAUCCGCCAUUGAUAGCAUCUGCCAACUCGCUGCGGCGCGGGGUGUACGCCUGCUUUUUGACGCAGAGCAACAGGCCCUCCAGCCAGGUAUCGACGACUGGUCCAUUGAGUACAUGCGGAAAUACAACACCGGGGUUAACGCUGUUGUCUAUGGCACAUACCAGGCGUACCUCAAAUCGACACCAUCGACGAUCAGCAGGCACCUUGCCGCGGCUCGCGAGGGUGGCUUCACCCUCGGCGUCAAGCUUGUCCGCGGCGCCUAUUUGGGUUCCGACCCCCGCCAUCUCAUCCACGACACCAAGGCUGACACGGACGCGGCUUACGACGGCAUCUCUGAAGCGCUACUGCGGGGGCAAUGGAGCGCGGGACUCGAGCCACCGCCGAGCAAGCCGGGUGAGGCUGCCGCGUUUCCCAGCGUGAACCUGGUCGUGGCCACGCACAACCGGGAGUCGGUGGUGAAGGCGCGAAAGAUCCUUUCUGAGACCAACACCGGCGUGGACGUCGCGUUUGCCCAACUUCAGGGGAUGGCCGACGAAAUCAGCUGCGAGUUGGUAACGACCGCCGCCGACAAGACACCGCGCGCCUACAAGUACCUCGUCUGGGGCUCGACUGGCGAGUGUAUGAAGUAUUUACUGCGGAGGGCGCACGAGAACAAGGAUGCAGUGCAGCGGACACGGGCUGGGCGGGAUGCAAUGCGGGUUGAGUUGUUCCGGAGGUUGAAGAGUCUCUUUGGGUUGUCGAUGUAA